AUGUUGAUUCUAAUUCAGAUUCAAACUUUCUUCUUCACAGGAACAAACAUUACAAACAACAAAGAGCUGAGGAUCGUGAUGGUGGGGAAGACUGGGAAUGGAAAGAGCGCUACUGGAAACACCAUUCUGGGUCGACCGUGCUUUGAAUCCAAAUGCAGACCCAAAUCCCUGACCAUUGAAUGCUCCAAAGGCUCCAGUAAUGUUGAUGGACAUCAGGUUACUGUCAUUGACACUCCAGGUCUGUUUGACACCAGAUUUGAUGAAGAUAAAACAACCAGAGAUCUGAGUCAGUGCAUCUUCUACGCUUCUCCUGGACCCCACAUCUUCCUGGUGGUCGUUGCAGUCAACAGAUUCACAGAAGAAGAAAAACAAUCAGUGCAAAAGAUUCAAGAAAUCUUUGGAGAGGCAGCAGACAGAUACAGCAUGGUUCUGUUUACCCAUGGAGACAAUCUUGAAGACACCAUUGAAGAAUUCAUAUCUGAAAGCCCAGAGCUGCAGGAUCUGGUGUCCAGAUGUAACAACCAGUAUCAUGUCUUCAACAAUAGGCUGAAAAAUAAGAAACUUCAGGUCACUGAGCUGCUGAAGAAGAUCAGAACCAUUGUUGACAGGAAUGGAGGAAGUCACUACACCAAUGAGAUGUUCCAAGAGGCUGAGAGGGCGAUCGAAGAGGAGAAACAACGCAUCCUGAAGGAGAAAGAAGAAGAAAUACGUAGAGAGAGAGAAGAACUGGAGAGAAAAAUACAAGAAAAGUAUGAGAAAGAGAUUCAGAGCAUGAGGGAGCAGUUCCAGGCUGAGAGAGAGAGAGAUAGGUUUGAAAGACAGAUGGAGAGGUUGGAGAGAGAGCAGGAAAGAGAGAAAUGGAGGAAGGAGGCAGAGGAGGAGAGGAAGAGGAUGCUGAAGCUCAGACAACUGGAGGAGGAGAAGUACAGAGAAAUUCAAGAAGCAAAAGCCCAGCUGCAGCAAAGGCAUCAAUAUGAGGCCAGAGAAGAAGCUGAACACACUUCCACAUUGAAAAAAAUUAAAGAUUUUGUUCAUACAUCUUUUAGAAAGGUGUUUAAAAAAGUGUAG
This is a messenger RNA of Poecilia reticulata (guppy), 1068 nucleotides long. Lineage: Eukaryota; Metazoa; Chordata; Actinopteri; Cyprinodontiformes; Poeciliidae. The record is from RefSeq and is a predicted model, not a curated record.